Messenger RNA from Myxocyprinus asiaticus (Chinese sucker), 1630 nucleotides. RefSeq lists its product as uncharacterized. The coding region runs from base 142 to 1614 and encodes 490 amino acids. Gene Ontology annotation, biological process: T cell activation; interleukin-15-mediated signaling pathway; positive regulation of ERK1 and ERK2 cascade. The transcript has 8 exons. Gene Ontology annotation, cellular component: external side of plasma membrane; membrane raft. The record is from RefSeq and is a predicted model, not a curated record. Gene Ontology annotation, molecular function: MHC class II protein binding; protein tyrosine kinase binding. Lineage: Eukaryota; Metazoa; Chordata; Actinopteri; Cypriniformes; Catostomidae.
AUACAUAUUCAAGAACAAAGACCAGAGACAGCAGACAGAGGCCGACAGAGAUUAGACACAUGACAUUCUGUGUGAAAGUGACAACAAGUUGAUAAAAGGACCCAAAAGAAAAUAAAGAGAAUUUGUCUGGAAGAAUUAAACAUGUAUUUGGAGAGGAAAGCACAGUUGCUGGUUGUUCUGGGGUUAGCGCUGGUUUUUGAAGGUGGUGAGUGUUGGAAUCAUGAAGUGUUUGUGGCGUAUGGGUCUGUAGCUGUGCUGCCGUGUGUGGAUGAGUUCUCUGAGCUCUUACGUCCUACAGCAGUCUACUGGAGCAGGGUAGUUGACAAUGUGCAGAAGACAGUUUGGCGGCGAGAGAAGAGUGGGUUAGAGUUUCGACCAGUGACAAACCCAUCACGUGCUUACUGCCCCUUUCCGAACUUUGGAAAGGGGGAUUACAGCCUUCACAUCACUGGAAUGACAGAUAAAGACGGAGGAAAGUAUGUCUGUGAGGUGGAGGGAAAGACUCGGAUGAUGAAGAUCAUCAUGCUCAGAGUUAUUAAAGUGUCCUUUUCUCCUGCCAUUGUGGUGGAGGGCUCAGUGGUGGAGGUGACAUGCCGUAUCAGUCCUGAGCCAGGAUUUGGAAGUCAGCAAGUCAGCAAGAACCUAAAUGGCGAAUCAACAAGUAAAAAGGUCCUGUAUAACGUGUCUCAAAGAAAUGCAGGAAACUGGACCUGCCAAGUUUCAUACAAAGGUGUAUCAGGAGAGGCAACUGCAUCCCUACAGGUCAAAGGAAUCGUCACCCCGCAGGAUGACUCUUCAGUGGUGUAUGCUGCAGUAGGCACCUCUGUCUCCUUACCCUCUGUCUUUACCGAGGGUCCAAUCCCAAACACUGUGACCUGGGUGAGAACUUCCAAAACAAAGAACUCCUCUCUUCCACUCCCUUCAUCUUUCAACCAGUCUCUUGGGUCUUCAGUGUCCCUCCCUUCUUGGGAAAGAUCAGCUUGGAUAAAGAGAGUGGAGGAUGGAGAUGAAGGAAUAUAUACAUGCUCAGGAAUGAUGGAGGGAUCGAAUGGAGUGAGAAUUAAAGUGCAACGAAGGAUGCAGCUGGUUGUUACUCAAGUUCAGAGUUCCUCUGCAUCGAGCAGGCAUGGACCUGUGACUCUGACCUGCCACCUCAGUGACUCCAGUGGCAUCACUUCUUAUGAAUGGCUCCGUGUAACCUAUGGAGUAAACAACACUCAAACGGUGACCUUUGUUAAAAAGUCAAAAGACCUCAGGAUUCAAAAAGUGACAGAAAAAGACAUUGGUGAAUGGGUGUGUCGGUACUACGGCAGGCAAGGUGUUCUGGGCAACAUAACUUAUCAACUUCACAUGACGGGUGCUCUAAUGGGUGAAAGUGAGUCUAGUUCUGGAAACAAUGUGGCUAUGGUGAUGGGAUUAGGAUUUUUGUUCUUGGUGAUAUUACUGAUUUUGCUCCAGAUGUACAGAAACUAUCGCAGGAAGAAGAUGAUCCUUCUUUACCCAGCGAUGGAAACCAUCGUCCAUCAAGCUGCCACUGAACAAGAGAGGAGAGAGAGGUGCAAAGCAAAAAUAAAUGAAGCUUGCAGUGUGGAGCCGAAAUCAGAGUUUGUGUAAAUGUGUUUUUUUUUUU